AUGAGCGAUUCAGCUUUACCUAGUAGCGAAUCACAAGACCACUAUAUUGUGGUGCGGUUUUCAGAUGUACAAAUAGAUGAUCUUCCGCUAUGCAUUACGAAUGUGCCCACACAAGAAAUUAACACAAAAUGGUUACGUCAAAUGUGUCGUCAGCUUCGGGGAAGGUGGACUCAAGGGAAACGACUCAAAUUUAUAAGGAAUGGACGUUUGUUAAACAGUCACUCUGAUUUAGGACUUCAGCAAUUCUUUCAACAAGGAGAGAAUGACAAAUAUUAUGUGCAUUGCAUUGUAGGGGAGACGUUGUCAGCGAAUGAUCUGGCAAACGAGGAUGUUAUGGAUGAUGUAAGUCCCGCAACUGAGGGAACGACUUCCCAGGCCAUAGGUUUCGAUAGACUGAGGUCGGUAGGGUUUAGCGAUGAGGAGAUUGAACUGUUGAGACAACAGUUUCGCUCAACAUAUGGUGACUUGGAAGAGCUCUCGCGAGCCAAUAAUGAGGCCAGGGAUAUCCGGCAAUUGGAAGAACAGUGGAUGGAGACCGGUGCCACGGAGGAUGCAGAGCAAUUCAAUUCCGUAGGCAUUGCAAAUUACAAGCAUAACAUCGACCUUUUGAUAGGCUUGAUAAUAGGUUGCGUGCUUGGGGUGUUCAGUCUUUUACUCUUCAAGCAAGAGGGGCUUUUCAACAAGCGUCAGAAAAUGGCCAUUGUGGCCGGUCUGCUUUUCAAUUUCACGUUUGGCAUUCUGCGGAGGUCUUAG
This is a messenger RNA of Lachancea fermentati, 753 nucleotides long. NCBI's taxonomy places the organism in Eukaryota, Fungi, Ascomycota, Saccharomycetes, Saccharomycetales, Saccharomycetaceae. The record is from the annotation of a GenBank genome assembly.